GGAAAGAGUUACAAUAAAUCCCCUUUCUUUUGUGCACUCGUAUCCUCAGUAGCUGACAGUGACAGGCGAAGAGCCUUCCACUUGUCAAAUCUGAAACCAUGGCCGAGAACAUGACUCUGCUGUGGGGCUCCGGCUCUCCUCCCUGCUGGAGGGUCAUGAUCGCUCUGGAGGAGAAGAACCUGCAGGGCUACAACCAGAAACUGCUCUCCUUUGAGAAAAUGGAGCACAAGUCCCAAGAAGUGUUAGAUAUAAAUGCCAGGGGACAGCUUCCCUCUUUCAAACACGGGGACAUCAUCGUGAAUGAAUCCUACGCAGCCUGUUUUUACCUGGAGAGUCAGUUUAAGUCUCAGGGAAACAAGCUGAUCCCAGACAACCAGGCAGAGCAAGCACUGAUGUACCAACGCAUGUUCGAGGGUCUCACGUUCUACGAAAAACUCAACGCAGUUAUCUACUAUGACUGGUUUGUCCCUGAGGAGGAGAGGCAUGACUCAGCUAGAAAGAGAAACGGGGAAGCUCUGGCCACUGAGCUCAAGCUCUGGGAGGGCUACCUGCAGAAGCUGGGCUCAAACUCUCACCUGGCAGGACCGUCCUUUUCUUUGGCUGACGUGAUCGUUUUUCCUAUUGUCGCUACUCUUUUCAGAUUUGGGUUGUCUGCUGAGCAUUACCCAAAACUGGGAGAGUAUUACGCUCUGCUGAAGGAGCGGCCCAGCAUCAAAGCCAGCUGGCCUCCUCACUGGCUGGAGAACCCCAAGGGUCAAGACACACUCAAAGAUAUCUGAGAACCACACGCACGUUACAGUCACAUCUGCUUGUGUUUUGGUUUCCAUAAAAAGGGUUUUGCUUUUGUUUAAUAUAGUUUUCAGCUCACAGUUUGUCAAAUAUGAUACAGCUUGUUAACUUUUCUGAUUAUAAAAAGGAAAGUAAGUGUUGAUUACUAGUGUGCUCUCAAUAUAUCAGUCUUACAAGGGCAAAAAUGUGCAUCUUAUUUUUUAAUUUGUAAAACUAGCUUUUAUUUUUAGGUUUUUCAGCGAUGUUUCUGCCAAAUCUGUGACAAAAAUCCGUUAAUAAACACAGGAUAGGUUGCAGGGUAACAGGCAAAUGUCACAUUGUGAUAUUGUUGACAUAGCAGAUUUUGUUGCCAAGAUACAGUGGUGGAAAAAAGUUUUCGGACACCUUUAAAAUUUUACACAAUCUCAAAUAUUAUCAUGAAAUAUUUGUGGAAAAAUCUUUUUUGUGUUUCAAAAGGUGUGGCUGCAUUAGACAGAUACAAACAAAUACAAAUUAUAUUUUUUUGUUUAUUGUUUACAAGAAAAACUAACAAAACUAAAUUCUUGACAGUUUCAAUAUGUCAGUUCUCAACAUUGUCGGUAUCAAAGUCAACAAAUAACAGAGAAUGUGUUCAAAACUGAACAAAAAAUAAAUAAACCAUCACAUCAUCAAAUUAAUAUUUAGUAGUCCUGCCAUUGGCACGUAGUAGAGCUCUAAUCCUGGCUGGCAUGUUCCCCACGAGCCUUUCACACUGUUGAGGGGUAAUCUUGUCCCAUUCUUCUUGAAUUACUGCUUUUAAUUCUUCUAAAUUCUUUGGUUUAUGCUUUGAAACAGACCUUUUGAUAAUCCACCACAGAUUUUCAAUGGGGCUCAUGUCUGGGGAUUGAGCUGGCCACUCUAAGACCUGGAUACUGUGCUCCUGCAGCCAAGUUCUACUGGCCUUGGAUGUGUGGCAAGGGGCAUUAUCUUGUUGAAACAUCCAGUUUUUACCUCGACGGAACAGUGCACGCGCAGAAGGGAGCAUGUGGGUUUCGAGAAUGGUACAAUACUUGGUAGAGUUCAAUGUGCCAUCACAGACAGUGAGAUGACCAACACCAGCAGCACUCAUGCAUCCCCAAACCAUGAUACUGCCUCCACCAUGCUUGACAGUAGGUACUGUACAUGCUGGAGAUAAUGCUUCGCCUGGCCUUCUGCGUACCCUCACAUUAGUAGGAGGAAGAUAAAGCUGGAAACUGGACUCAUCUGACCACAAAAUCUUCUUCCAAUUCCUGGCUGUCCAGUUCUUGUGUGCCUGGGCCCAACGACGCCGGGCUAACCUCUGUCUCUCAUUGAUCAGGGGCUUCUUGAUAGCCUUGUAGGACCUUAAGCCAUGAUCUAAAAGUCGGCCACGUACAGUGCGGGUGGAAUACUGGACACCAGUUUGGUUUGACCACUGCUGCUGAAGCUCCUGUGAUGUCAUUCGGCGGUUUUGCCUGCACAUGCGGAUCAGGAUGCGGCCAUUUCUUGCUGAAGAAACCCUUGGAUGCCCACAUCUUGGUUUGUCUUCCAAGCUGUUGGUUCGUCUGUAUUUCUGCAGAGUGUAUCCAACUGCUGAAGGACUGCAUCUGCACUUCCUGGCUAUCUGGCGGCAGCUGUACCCUUCCUGGCUGAGAAUCGUUAUCUUCAGGCGUGUUUCCUGCGUUAGGUUCCUUGUUUUAGCCAUUUUUGUGUCUGAAGAACUUUAAAAUGUGCUGGCUUUAUGUAGACACGAAGCUUGGCAACAAAAAUUGUGUCUUUUAAUAAAAAGAACGACCUUCAUCACUGGUACCAAAAUGACCCAAUACUCAAAAUUUCUUAUGUGUUUUUAUGGAACCAAUCAAUUUUAAGUUUUUAAUGGCUUUUUUAGGAUUUAUUUAGUAUUUUGGCUGUGACUGUAAUGCAAUAUUUCACAAAUGCAUGGGGUGUCCGAAAACUUUUUUCCACCACUGUACAUGGCAUGUGUCUAACAUCAAUGUUGUUGACUAAUCACUAUACUCACUAUCACUAUAACAGCAGUUUGUUUGGGCUUUCCUAUGACGUCAGUUGUUUUCGUUUAAUAGCUUCCAACCUCUCUCUUGUUCUAAGUAACCACCGCUACAGCCAAUGUGUCUUGUAGGCUUUACACACUAACUGCAUCCUACACCAGUGUACUGCCUCUACAAUUGUACUGUAGCAUUGCAAAUAAAACCAUGUCACUGCCAGAGACGUGAACAAA
Molecule: messenger RNA, 3001 nt
Organism: Epinephelus moara (kelp grouper)
Lineage: Eukaryota; Metazoa; Chordata; Actinopteri; Perciformes; Serranidae
Product: glutathione S-transferase A-like
Exons: 6
Coding region: 99-779 (226 amino acids)
Biological process (GO): glutathione metabolic process
Molecular function (GO): glutathione transferase activity
Source: RefSeq, a predicted model, not a curated record